This is a messenger RNA of Opisthorchis viverrini, 282 nucleotides long. RefSeq lists its product as hypothetical. The transcript has a single exon. Lineage: Eukaryota; Metazoa; Platyhelminthes; Trematoda; Opisthorchiida; Opisthorchiidae. The record is from RefSeq and is a predicted model, not a curated record. The coding region runs from base 1 to 282 and encodes 93 amino acids.
AUGUCAUCGUUAUAUGAAUUGACGUAUGCGAUUUGGUUUCGAUUCUGUGCCCGUUGCUUCACCGUUGACUGCACAGAUUCUCCUGCCUUCGGUUCCUGUCUUCUACCAUUUGGUGGAGCUCAACAGCCAACCGCAUUCUUGCUAGCCCGUUUCGGUUUUGCUCGUUGGUAUGUGCGAUUCACGAACUUGUGUACCUACGGAAUUCUUCGACUUUGGUCUGAGAAUAUGGUUCUGAUUUCACAAGCAACAGAAAGAAAACACAACAGGGAACCUGACGCAUAA